AUGACCGUAUGGGAAAUAAAGAGUGUCGACCAAGCCAACAAAGACAUGUACGACGCACAAUACCAUCCACCAAAUGCCGAUUUGCAGGCUUCGCUCAAAGACCUACUUCUUGAUCUUCGGUCCUAUCGGGAAAUCAAGAGUUGGAAACAAGACGACUGGUCCGGUGACGGUGGUGGUAAGAUCACGGGUGCGGAUAAAGCCGGCGAUGACGGACUAAUGUCGAUAGACAUCGAAUACGUCGCAAGCGUGGCGGCAAUGGAAUGGAGCGUACCAGCCGACAAGGAAGAGGAAGUCAUGAAAUACUACAGAGAAGUCGUCGGCCCCACAAUAUCUAGUUCACCAGACGUACUGCGGUUUCGCCUCUUCGAGGUUGACAACGCAACAACGAUGCAGGGCGGAAAGUUCGAGACCAAAGACAAGAAAGAGCUACACAGAUACUUUACUCUCGUCGAGCUAGAGUCUGAGCAGUGGCCAUGGGACGUGGUCGUCGAUCUCGCGGAGGACAAGGAAUGGAAGGACUAUUUCGAGAGUCAGCAAGUAGUGUCACUACUUGAUGAAAAGGGCGUAUGGCGUACCGGAAAGCAAGGCCUCUGCAUCGAGCUAAAGGCUGGAAACGCUAGAUCGGCCAACGCAUUGGUUAAGGGAUAG
Alternaria ethzedia is the source of this 648-nucleotide messenger RNA. RefSeq lists its product as uncharacterized. NCBI's taxonomy places the organism in Eukaryota, Fungi, Ascomycota, Dothideomycetes, Pleosporales, Pleosporaceae. Bases 1 to 648 code for a protein of 215 amino acids. The record is from RefSeq and is a predicted model, not a curated record. The transcript has 2 exons.